AUGUGGGGGGCCGGUGACUGGAGCUGGCACUCGAAGGGGAUAAAGACAAUCCCUCAGAUCAGCUACGCCUCCACCGCCCCGGAGCUCAGCGACAACACCCGCUACGACUUCUUCUCGCGGGUGGUGCCUCCGGACUCGUACCAGGCCCAGGCCAUGAUGGACAUCGUCACGGCCAUGGAGUGGAACUAUGUGUCCACGCUGGCCUCCGAGGGUAACUAUGGAGAGAGCGGAGUGGAGGCCUUCAUUCAGAUCUCCAGGGAAACAGGGGGAUGUUAA
This is a messenger RNA of Knipowitschia caucasica, 276 nucleotides long. The record is from the annotation of a GenBank genome assembly. Lineage: Eukaryota; Metazoa; Chordata; Actinopteri; Gobiiformes; Gobiidae.